Messenger RNA from Anarrhichthys ocellatus (wolf-eel), 1332 nucleotides. RefSeq names its product radial spoke head component 9 (gene rsph9). The transcript has 5 exons. NCBI's taxonomy places the organism in Eukaryota, Metazoa, Chordata, Actinopteri, Perciformes, Anarhichadidae. Bases 108 to 926 code for a protein of 272 amino acids. Gene Ontology annotation, cellular component: axoneme; radial spoke. Gene Ontology annotation, biological process: axoneme assembly; cilium movement involved in cell motility; motile cilium assembly. The record is from RefSeq and is a predicted model, not a curated record.
UUUGUUGUCAUUAGCAACCAAACGUUCGAACCUGAGAGGCUUUGGUUCGCCCAGAUAGCUUUACGUUAACUAACAUCUACGCUUUAAAGUCGUUUACUAUAACAACAAUGGACUCAAGUGUGUUGUCCUAUUCUUUGGAACUCGUUGCCGGUAGCGGGAAUACUUUAAGCGUUGAGCAAAGAGCCGCUCUGCAGACUUCUGUGGUGCUCCUGAAGAAAAACUACAAGUUCCACCGCGUCUUGUUCUGGGGCAAAAUAUUGGGAAUAACAAAAGAUUAUUUUAUCGCUCAGGGGAGAGGAGAAGAUGAGAUGCAGGAUAAAAAGAAUCUCUAUAGCUUCAACUGCAUGGACUGGUUCCUGCUCCCUCUGGCCACAGACUCUAUGAUCGAGGAAGUGACCAAAGCUGCGAAGAGUCGCUUCAUCGGAGACCCCUCUGCUAUGGAGAAUGAACCGUGUAAUUCCAGUUCAGAGAGUGACUGUUCUUGGUUUCAGACCACAGUCAAUGAGGAAAGCAGGCUGGCAGUGACCAUUCAUCAGAUCGAUGAGGAAGCGUCUGUGGUACCACGCGGUGCCUUGGUCAAAAAUCCACAUGGCCUCGUCCAGAUCAACCGCAGCUUUGGUGGUCUGUCUCACUCAGAAGCAAGGAGGCUUGACAACUUCCUUCACUUCAGCAAAGCAAAGAAUCCUAAGAAAAGCGUCCUGGAAGUGGGUGUUGUGAACCAAACAAUCGACUUCCUGGAUGUACUCAUGGAUGACAUUCCUAAAGGAUCAUGGAGUCUUCAGCUUGAAUGCGCCAGCAACGUGUGUGUGCUUCGCAGCCUGUUGUGGCUUGGCCUAACCUUCUUCCAUGUGCCAAUGACGCCACAGCACGGAUACAUGUACAUCGGUGAUGGGAAAAAGAAUUUGGACCUUCCCUUCAUGCUGUGAAAAGACACAUCUUACACACGUGUCUCUGUUGUUCAUAUCAACCCUCACAAUGUAUUUUGUGUUAACAUAUUCUAGGACUUUGUUCGUUUUGUCCUAAAACAAAUAAACUAAAAAGAGCACAGUUAUGCAAUUUGUCUACAAGCUUUUUGUUGCAUUCAGCUCUCAUGUACAAAAGCUGUUCCUUUACAGUAACACACGUUACGAGGCAGAGUAAGCAGACACAUUUUAUUUGCACAUCUGUGUGGCCUUGCGUAUACACAGUCAAUAUACCACCUACUUUGAAACUGUUACACUGACCCAGUUGUUGCCCACAUUAAGUUGUCGCAGUGUUCACUUCAAGGGCUUUUUGAAAACCAGCAGAGAUGGAAAAAGAUGGUUCUGGGUCGGGGCUGAGCAUGCUUCAUUA